AUGCGCUUUCUCCCACUCGUCUUUACCGGCUCGUCCAUUCUCAGCCCUGUGCUUGCUCAGACUACAGACCAACCUGACCCACCAGCGCCUACCCCUACCGGUAUCGAUGUCUUUGCGAAUGUGACUUUGUACCAACCCGAUGACUCGACCCAAGUAACAGUACCGCGCACCCAAAGUCUCCCGAACAACACUGUUCUCGCGGCGUGGAACGACCCAUCAUCGAACGGCUCGAUUGCUAUAUAUCGCUCGAUAAACAGCGGAUAUUCGUGGUACUCGUUCGGGACCGCAACGUCAGACUCUGGGAAGAAGUUGCUGCAGCCACACUUGCUGUACAUCAACGGAACAUAUGCAGAAGAUACAGGAACCACUCUACUCGCGGUCAAUGCGGUGGACGACUACACGACGACUAUCGAAUUGUAUACCUCCGGUGAUCAGGGCGAAAGCUGGGAGCUCGCCAGUGAGAUUGCAAAUGGUGGGCCGUUGAGCAAUGCCUCUGUAGCUGUGACAAAUCCUUACCUUGUAUACAACGGUGACGCUAUCACUGUAUUCUACUCUGGUAACGGCGACAACACAUAUGCCCAAAAGAUCGUCCAGCAAACUACUACCGAGAACUACGAUAGCUGGGACAACGCGGUCGACGUUGUAGCAUCAAAAUUCCGGACUGAUCGGCCCGCUGCUCCUAGUAUCGCUAAGAUCGCGAACAACCAGUAUAUUAUCGCCUUCCAAUACGGCUCACUCGACCCCAAGACCAACACAGCAACCUACCCGAUUUACUACAAAAUCACACCCAACCCACAAAAGGCCGCAAGCGACCGCACGCGCGAAGUCCGCGUCGAUACUGGCCUUGUGCCCAACGGCGUGCCGUCGGUGACCUGGACCCCACUAGGAGGGGCAAAUGGAACGAUCGUGCUGAGUGAUUCCAGAUCGAAGUCCGUGUUCGUCAACCAAGCGUUGGGUGAGGGAGAAUGGCGGGAGUUGAAGACCACAGCUGGGCGGGCUUAUGGGCGAGAGGUUACCGUUCGUAAGUGA
This is a messenger RNA of Didymosphaeria variabile, 1029 nucleotides long. RefSeq lists its product as uncharacterized. Bases 1 to 1029 code for a protein of 342 amino acids. NCBI's taxonomy places the organism in Eukaryota, Fungi, Ascomycota, Dothideomycetes, Pleosporales, Didymosphaeriaceae. The transcript has 3 exons. The record is from RefSeq and is a predicted model, not a curated record.